CGAGAAACUGGAUUCACGGAUGUUGUGUUCAUGACGAGAACAUAACAGAAAUCACUUUUCAAAACACCAUUAUUUCGUCAGGCUAUACAGAAAGUAGCGGUCGGAUUUGUUUGAAGUACUUUAUAGUUUGUCAGGAUGUGUAAAGUAAUCUCGAGUACAAUUUUAGUACUGUUCAACAUCCCACUUGUGAUUAUUGGUUUAGGACUUGUGGUUUUUGGUGCUUUAAUACGAUGGAAUGAAAAACUUUUGGUUGAACGAAUUACUCCUACGAUUAUCGAAGAGAUAGAUGAUGAGAAUGCACGUGAAGCUGCUCAAAAAUUAGUAGAAGAAAGAAUAACGUUAUUUGCUUCUUAUGGUUUGGCAAUUUUCUUGUUCGGUCUCUUCAUUUGCGUAUUGUCGCUCUGUGGAAUAUGUGGAGUAUGCUGCAAGAGUAAAAUCUUACUUGGAUUAUAUGCAGCAUUUCUUCUAGUCAUAUUUUUGGCGCUGCUUGUGUUCACUAUUGUAUUUGGAACACGUAAACACUGGUUCCGUGAUGAGCUGGGUAUAAGUUAUAGAAGAUCAAUUACUAGUGAUUAUCAUAUGGACAAUAAUUUUCCACCAAACACCGGUUUUACUGUAUUUGUUAAUGAAAUUCAACGAAAGCAUAAAUGCUGUGGUUCUUUUGACUAUCGUGACUUCCAAGAUAAUGAAUCAUUCAAACGACAAAAUUAUGGUUGUUUCCUUGAUAUACCGCGUAUAACUUGAGGACUAGAACGCCAGAACUCUUCCAAGUCUCAAUGAGAAGACAGAAGACUAGUAAAAGAAAUAUUGUUCCAGACAGUGUCAAUUAUAGUACAAAAUUGUCAGGUAUUUAUAGUUUUUAGUAAGAACGAAAUCAUCGUUACGGUCCUCCAAUCCAUAUACAGGAAGCUAUUAGCAUUGUCCAAUCGGGAAGCUACACACAGGGAUUCUAGAACAUUCUUCCGAAAGGUGAUUGGAUGGAUAUCUUCGGCUCCUUCUGAGCUUCUUACAGCUUUCUCGAGUUCACCCGUGGUCCGUCCUCACAUCUCUGCAAUCUGAUACAUUUUUGGAUCAGAAAUUACGUUCAUGCUCUUAUAAUAUAAGGUCCUCAUCGAUAAUGUAUGUAGGUGGUUUUAAAUAUAGAUCUAACAACUAAUUCAAAGAAUACUGUUAAAAAUGCUCUAUCUAAUAUUAAUCUGAUUGUAAACCCAAACUGUAGCAAAGCGUAAUAUGAGUCGGUAGUCUUUCUUCAUCUAACGACAUUGAAUUUUAUCUAUUUGAAUAAUUUUAGGGUGUUAUACGUGAAGUUUAUCACGAAAUGUAACUUUAAUUAAGGCUGUCUUCACCAAGUGGAGUAAUUUGAAAUUAAUCUUAAGGGUAACUUUAAGAAAGUGAUACCACAGAGAUGCCCAGAAAACUGUAAUUUAUAUUUUAUGUCAUUUUGAAGGUUUUAUGUUUUUUGAGUUAAAUAGUUGUGAAGCUUUCGUUGUCUUUCUAAACAAAAUCAUCAACACAUAUCUUUGAAAUAAUUGAAAUACCUCUAAUAACUGAAUCAACUUUAUACAUGGUAAGUUAUUAAAUAUGAUGAGGAAACAAUCAUGUGGUCUGUUUCUUUUUUAUGUAUUUUCUAACAUAGAAUCAGUAUUCUAAAAUACUGUUAAAUUAUAAAGAAAUAAACUACUUUACAACUAGAAAUAGUUAAGUUGAAAUUAAUCUUAACUUAAUGAACUUUGAACAGAUUCAUUCGGAUAACUGAUGGAUUAUCAAAAUGUACAUUUAAGACUAUUCGGAAUUCGAAGAGUGCUCUGAGUAGUCUAAUACUUUACGAAUGAAUGUAUGCUUGAGGAAUACAAAUGAUUGAGUAGCAUUAAUAAAAAGAGAUUCAAAAAAUUGUUAACACACAUAUUACUGAGGAGCUUACUAGUCGGUAGUAAAAUCAAGUAUUAAUAUCGAACUUUAUCAAUCAAUCAAUCAAUCAAUCA
Schistosoma curassoni is the source of this 1982-nucleotide messenger RNA. The record is from the annotation of a GenBank genome assembly. Lineage: Eukaryota; Metazoa; Platyhelminthes; Trematoda; Strigeidida; Schistosomatidae.